AGUAGUCGCACCAACAACUAGAUUGCACCGAAGGCGAGAUUCCUUGCCAACAAACCGAUAAUCAAGGUGAGGAAGUUUCCCUUAAAGGAAAGAAUCUCGCUGCGAGUGCAAUCUCGUUGCGGGUGCAAUCACUUUAGUUCCCUUCCUGCAAACCUCCGUCCAGGAUUUCUUCCGCACCCUCCCAUACUCGAGUAAUGGCAGCAGAGAUGUUUCCUUCUUACCCGCCGGAAUUGUCCCAAACCCAGUUAUCCUAUCUCCUUCAGGCCCUUACGGACUACUCGCUCUCUCACGGUCUGAAUGUUAGACCUGCGGAAUCGUUUAUUUCGGAGAAGUUGAGCCCGAACGGAGCACUCGCUACCCAUGCCCCGGUUACUUUGUUUCCGAGCCCGUUUCCAAGAAGCUGCUGGGAGGAAGGGAGGGCGGUACAGAAGGAUUAUAAUGAGCUGUAUGCUAGGGUUGCCGGGAACGAAGAGUGGCUAGAGAAGAUAAUGGUUGAACUUUCAGAGGUCGAUGACUUCACGGCGAGACUUUACAAAGUCCACUUGGACGUCAAGACUGAAGGUUUUGUACAACCGCUUUCACUAGGCCUUUUCCGCUCAGACUACAUGAUUCAUAUUGCUCCGGAGCACCCCAACGCUCUUCCUGUAAUUCACCAAGUUGAAUUUAAUACUAUUGCUUCGUCGUUCGGGUCAUUGUCUACUAAAGUCUCCGAGCUACACAAACAUCUUGCAGAAACGGGAGCUUAUCCUUCCGAUAGCAUCAUCAAACCCGAAAACAUUCCUGUGAGCCCUGCUCUACAAGAGUUAGCAAAGGGACUGGUAAUCGCCCACAGAGCUUACGGGAGCGGUGGGGAUGGAAGGUCUACAGCUGUCUUUAUGAUCAUCCAGCCGGGAGAGAAGAACGUUUUCGAUCAGAGGUGGCUGGAAUACGAGCUUUUCGAGAAACAUGGUGUCCAGACAUACCGCAUUUCGCUUCCGGAUGUCCCCAAGCUCACAGAGUUGGUUUCCGGUACUCGGGCCCUGAUUUAUUCCCCGCCGCACGCUCCCAACACGCAGGUUGAGAUCUCUACGGUGUACUUCCGCGCAGGAUAUGGACCAGGAGAUUAUGCUGGGGAGGGCGACUGGGCUGCAAGGACUACCCUUGAGCGUUCGAAGGCCAUAAAAUGCCCAUCCGUGAUCACCCAACUUGCCGGCGCUAAGAAGAUCCAACAAGUCCUGGCCACAGGCGGAGCUGUUGAGGGAUUUCUCCCUGAUCAAAGUGUUUCUUCUCGGGUCCGAGGCACGUUUGCCGCUAUUCAUCCUCUGGAUCAAUCGCCUGCCGGUAUGGCGGCUCGUAAAAUUGCGCUUGAGAAACCGGAUACAUAUGUUCUCAAGCCGCAACGGGAAGGAGGUGGGAAUAAUAUAUACAGAGGAGAUAUUCCUAGCUUUCUCAAGUCUAUUCCGGAGUCCCAUUGGAGUGGGUAUAUCCUCAUGGAACUGAUUGAGCCGCCACCGCUCGAGAAUACUAUCAUAAGGAAUGGUGAGCUGAUGAGUGGGGGUGUGAUUGGAGAAUUGGGUGUCUACGGCGCUAUCUUGUGGAGAGACGGAGAAGGGGAAGAGAGAGGGAAGGGUCUCAAAGAAAUCGUGAUGAACGAGGAGGCAGGCUGGCUGUUGAGAACUAAGGGAAGGCAGAGCGACGAGGGAGGUGUUGCAGCGGGUUUUGGUAGUGUAGAUGCGGUUCUCAUGGUUGAUUGACGCUUUCUUCAAUAUUUUGAUAUCAUACCUAUUUCCUUCUUUCGAUUGGGCACUUUCAGGGUUUAGAAUGGGGUAUCAUACUUGCAGAGGAUAGAACUAUGGCUACGUUCAAUAUACCCAUAUUUUUUUCCACUUAA
Messenger RNA from Tuber melanosporum (Perigord truffle), 1870 nucleotides. RefSeq lists its product as uncharacterized. Gene Ontology annotation, molecular function: ATP binding; glutathione synthase activity; glutathione binding. Bases 195 to 1733 code for a protein of 512 amino acids. The transcript has 2 exons. Gene Ontology annotation, biological process: glutathione biosynthetic process. The record is from RefSeq and is a predicted model, not a curated record. NCBI's taxonomy places the organism in Eukaryota, Fungi, Ascomycota, Pezizomycetes, Pezizales, Tuberaceae. Gene Ontology annotation, cellular component: cytosol.